GCGCGGAAGAAUAAGGCAGGAUGGACGUGUACGACCCUCAGACGCUGGGUGUUAUGGUCUUUGGAGGUUUCAUGGUGAUAUCAGCCAUUGGAAUCUUUCUGGUAUCCACCUUCUCCAUGAAGGAGACAUCUUACGAGGAAGCCUUGGCCAAGCAGCGCAAAGAGCUUGAGAAGACCCAGCAGCACAAAAUGGAGAAAAAGAAGAAAGAGAAACCUGUUGAGAAAAAAGGCAAAGCGAAGAAAAAGGAAGAGAAACCUAAUGGAAAGAUACCUGAGCAGGAGCUGACUCAGGAAGUGACAGACUCUUCCAAGGAUGUAGUUCUUGAGCCUGCUGUGGUGUCUGAGCCUGUAAUUAUUGAGUCUCCAGUUGCAGCAGUGUCAGCGACCCCUCAGGAAAAGGAGAAGCCUGCCCCAUCUCCUAAGGAAAAGAGGAAGAAGGAAAAGAAGGUGGCAAAGGUGGAACCUGCUCCUAGCCCAGUGUUGGCUUCACCUCCCAUCAGUGUCCCCAAGAGUUCCCCUGUCUUGGAGGCGACCCCCAAGGAAGUGCCUGUUGUGGCUGUGCCACCAGUUGGCACGCAGCAAAGCGCUCCAGUCAUCAACUCCGUUGCUGUCAAGAAAGCCGAUGCUCUUGCCACCCAUGAGGAGCAGAAGCACGAUGGAGCUGUCAAGAAGAAGGCUGCAUCCAAGAAAAAGAGCGAGCCAGCACCCGUGGACUCAGAUGGGCCCCUCUACCUGCCCUACAAGACACUUGUGUCCACCGUCAGCAGCAUGGUGUUCAGUGAGGGGGAGGCCCAGCAGCUGAUCGAGAUCCUGACGGACAAAGCGGGCAUUGUCCAGGAUACCUGGCAUACGGCAACACAGAAGGGUGACCCAGUUACUGUCCUAAAACGCCAGCUGGAGGAGAAGGAAAAACAACUUGCUGCCGAGCAAGAGGAUGUGUCUGCUGCCAGAAACAAGCUGCGGGAGCUGAGCAAGGAACUCACGGCGGAGAAGGCCAAGGCAGUGGCCGUUGAAAGCAAGCUGAAAGAGCAGCUGCUCACUCGCGAACGAGAGAUUGCUGCCGUUCAAGCCCGAAUGCAGGCCAGCUACCAGGAUCACGUGAAUGAAACGCAGCAGCUCCAAGGAAAGAUUCGGGCUCUGCAAGAGCAGCUGGAGAAUGGCCCCAACACCCAGCUUGCUCGCCUGCAGCAGGAGAACUCCAUCCUGAGGGACGCGCUCAACCAAGCCACCAGCCAGAUGGAGAGCAAGCAAAAUGCUGAGCUGGCAAAGUUACGACAAGAAUGCAACAAGCUGACGAAAGAGCUGUCUGAAAAACUGGAGAUGCUGCAGCAGGAGGAGCAGCAGAAAAAGACCUGGGAAAUCAAAGCGGUGGCCUCUGAGAAGCAGAUCGAGCAGCUACAGACUUCCCAAAGAGAGGUGGAGGUGAUGCUGCAGAAGAGGCUGGACGAAGUAAGCGACGAGCUCCGCAAAACCCAGAGCAGCUACAAAAGCCUGCUAGCAGAGACAGAAAAGGCCAAAGGACAGCAGCAGAGCAUUGCUGAACUGCAGGCCAAGCUGCUGAGCUCCGAAGCGGAGGUUAAAAGCAGAUUGUCGGAGCUUGACAGCCUGAAGGGGAAACUGCAGGAUGCCAGCUCAGAGAACGUGAAGCUUGUGGAGAGGAUCAAAUCCAUCGAAGCUCUGCUGGAAGCGGGCCAGAUGAGGGAGGCAGAAAAGGACAGAGACUUGCAGGCAGCCAAUGAGGCAGAAAUGAAGCAGCUGCGGUUAAGGCUCGAAGAAAAAACCGACCAGCUCUCAUCCUUGGAAAGGGAAGCGGCAGAGCUGAGGGAGACAGUGGAGCAGCAAAAGACAAAAAACAACGACCUCCGUGAGAAGAACUGGAAAGCAAUGGAAGCGUUAGCCACAGUGGAGAAGGCAUGCGAAGAAAAACUGCGUGCUACCACAAAAGCAAAGGAGGAAUCGGAACAACAACUUGACACGCUCCAGAUGCGAACCAAGGAGAUGCUGCUGUCUGCCUUCCCAGAAGUCACCAUCUCCUUGCAGCAGGAUUAUGAUACGUGGCUACAAGAGUUUAAGGAGAAGGCAGUGGAUGUGCUAAAGCAACACCUGACUGCAAGAGAGCACCUGGAUUCAGCACUUAAAUUGAAAGAGGCAGAGGAAGCGCAAAGCACUUUACAAGCAGAAUGUGAGCAGUACAGAGCUAUCCUUGCAGAGACGGAAGGGAUGCUGCGAGACCUGCAGAAGAGCGUGGAGGAGGAGGAGCAAGUGUGGAAAGCAAAGCUCACAGUGUCUGAAGAGGAGCUACAAAAGUCACAAGUCCAGUUGAAAUCCGUUGAAGACAUGGUAGAGAAGUUGAAAGCAGAGCUGCAGAGCACAGACCAGCUAAAAGAAUACACCUCUCUUCUGGAAGCACAACUGGAAAAUCACUUGGAGACGGCCAGUUCUGAACGCCAAAACUAUACAAAAGAAGUCGAAGUUCUGAGGCAGCUCUUAUCAGAGUCCCAGGAGCAGCUGGAGACAGCGAAGAUGGAAACACAGAAGCAGAGCAAGGAGCUGGCCCUGGUCAGGCAGCAGUUGAGUGAGAUGAAGAGCCACGCGCAGGAUGGAGUAGUGGGGUUACAAGCUGACCAAAGCGACCCCGCGCCCCUCGAGUUGAAAACUCAGCUAGAGCAAAAUGAAGCUCUUGUGGAGAAGGAGCAAGCGCUGAGGCAAAAGUUAGCGCUGGAACUGGAGGAAGCACAAAGGUCUGCAUGCAGUUUGCAAGCAGAGCUGGAAAAGCUGAGAUUGGCUGAAAAUGCAGCAACUUCCGACACGGAGGAGGCCCUGCAGCUCCAGGAAAGACUUGAAAAAGAAAAAAAAUUAACAAAGGACUUGGGCCGGGCAGCAACCAAACUACAAGAGCUACUGAAGGUUACCCAGGACCAACUGGCCAAAGAGAAAGAAACAGUGAAGAAAUUGAAAGAACAGCUUCAGGAAAUGGGGGAAGAGGACGGUUCAAAGGAAGGGACUUCCGUUUGAUCACUCUGUGACCUAGAGCUUACUCUUCCACUUACCAAAAUGCCUUACACAUUCCUAAAAUAAAAAUAUAUGCUCAAUUUACUGUAGAUAAAAGAUACAAGCCAUUAGUGACACAAAACCUAAUUUUAAAACCUUAAAAAUACCAGUAAACACUGCAGGUAUACAUUUGUAAGAAAAUCUUCAUACCGUUUUGUACAACUAUUC
Molecule: messenger RNA, 3218 nt
Organism: Struthio camelus australis
Lineage: Eukaryota; Metazoa; Chordata; Aves; Struthioniformes; Struthionidae
Source: RefSeq, a predicted model, not a curated record